AUAUGGAGAUGAAAAUCAUGAAAACAUCACCAGAUUGUUAUUCCUCUUCUUGCAGUUAUAAAACACGAAAAGAGCAGUGAUGAUUUUUUGGUUCGAUUUCUGGAUGUGAAUUUUAGAGCUGAUGGACGAUAAAAUGCUUUUCUGAGAAGGAAGCAGCUGAGUUCCGCGAUCCUGCCACCAACUGUUGCUGCUUCGUUUCGAGGUUUGAGCGAAAAAAAAAUGCAAUCCUCUCCUACUUCCUGCAAUGGGCGAGGAUCGGUUGCGACCACCGAAAUCGAUGGUUCCCGGCUGAGCGUCAUGGCGAAGCAGCCGCUGGACUUUUUAACCCGCACCGACGAGGGUAACUUUACCGUAACCAAUUCCGACAUUCUGUGGACUGCGAUUUCGAUCUUCAGCCGAAUUGUCAGCGUAUUGCUCAACAUCAAUCUCGCUUACGAUUACUACCGAAAGGGUAAGAUAGAUUAUUUCAUCUGGACAACCUGUGGCAUUCUGAUUCCUGGCCUAGUGACCAUGACUUUGACGGUUUAUAUGUAUUUGGAGGACAUGAAGGAACAUAAGAGAGCCAACAAGCGAUGCUCGGAAAUUCUAGUCUUCGUCAUUAUCGUUCCAUUCUUUUUUCGUUACUGUCAAUCACUGACUUACGCAAUACAAAGCAGGGAUGCGGAAAAGCGUAAAGAUCGUGAGACUCAGAAAAAGUACUACGAAUUUAUGAUCCAGGAAGAUAGUGACGUAGCAUUGGUGAGAAUAUUUGAGUGCCUGUUGGAGGCAGCUCCGCAAAAGAUUCUUCAACUGACGAUUGUUCUGUCCGGUGAAGAUCGCAUGACUUGGGCCCAGCUACUUGCUAUUUUGGGCUCGAUUACCGGCAUCGCUUGGUGUAUGGCAUCGUACUACCGGUGCAUACGAUUCUCGCAACCGGACAAGCGGCACAUCUCGUGGCUGGGAACCAUUUCGCAGAUUCUUUGGCACUUCUCGGUGACCGUGUCACGUGUGUUGGCGAUUGCCAUAGUUGCCAGCGUGUUUCCAACUUACAUGCUGAUCGCUUGCUUCGUCCAUUCAUUCGCCAUGACUUUGUGGAUACUGUUUUUCGAUCGGUCACCGUUCUGCAGUAUCACCAUGCUGCAUAGUUUCCUGUUUUCGCUCGUUCUCGGCAUUGUGUUCAUCUUUACCUAUAUUUUGCCGAGAGUUGGACGGACUUUCCAUCGGUACCUCAUCUACUACAGCCUGUGUGGGGUGGAAAACGUCGUCUGCGUCAUCAUUUAUAUCUACUAUGUGAGCAAUCCAACCAUCAGGGACACGUGCUACCUCCAGGUGCUUUGCGUGGCAUCGAUUGUACCCUUCUUGUUUGGCAUUUUGUGCAUGAUUUGCUACUACAAUUACUUCCAUCCCAAUAUCAUGUCGAGGAAGAAACCGAUCUGCGGUGCUAGCGAGGACAGCGCUUCCUCCGAGAACGGUGAUCAAAGGACGAACUGUGCAGCUUUUCACCAAUGAGCAUUCAUAGUAUUAUUAUCGGUUGUAUGAUUAGGUUAAGCAUAGUUUUUCCUUCUUUGUUUUUAUGUGUACAGUGUUCCAGUGGGUGUUUAUUAUUAAUCCAAACAGCCACCAGUGUGUUGUGCUGUUUUUGUUUUCAUUGCUAAUCUUGUUCACGUUACGAGAAACGCAGACUGAGCAGAACCCAGAUAUGACAAUGCGAUAUUCUAUAUUUUGGAUACUCAUUUAUAUUCUACAAUUUAGGACAAUAUAAACAUAUCAAAAGGAAGAA
Molecule: messenger RNA, 1759 nt
Organism: Wyeomyia smithii (pitcher-plant mosquito)
Lineage: Eukaryota; Metazoa; Arthropoda; Insecta; Diptera; Culicidae
Product: XK-related protein 6
Exons: 3
Coding region: 220-1488 (422 amino acids)
Biological process (GO): engulfment of apoptotic cell; phosphatidylserine exposure on apoptotic cell surface; apoptotic process involved in development
Cellular component (GO): plasma membrane
Source: RefSeq, a predicted model, not a curated record